This is a messenger RNA of Prosopis cineraria, 1592 nucleotides long. RefSeq names its product LRR receptor-like serine/threonine-protein kinase RGI1. Lineage: Eukaryota; Viridiplantae; Streptophyta; Magnoliopsida; Fabales; Fabaceae. Gene Ontology annotation, biological process: protein phosphorylation. The transcript is spliced from 6 exons. Bases 1 to 1542 code for a protein of 513 amino acids. Gene Ontology annotation, molecular function: ATP binding; protein binding; protein kinase activity. The record is from RefSeq and is a predicted model, not a curated record.
AUGGGAAAUCUUUACUUUCAUUUCUCCUCCUCCAUUUUCUCCAUGCUCUGUCUCAUGGUUUGCCCAUCUUUAUGUCAUUACAAUUUUACCCUUGAUGGAUUGACACUUCUUGCUUUCAAAUCUUCUAUUAGGGACCCUUACAAUCACUUGAAAAAUUGGUCCAACUCAUCAUCUUCCUUUUGCAACUGGUUUGGAGUCACUUGUGAUCCUAACAAUGAGAGAGUGAGAAUCCUGAGUCUUCCUGAUCUGGGUCUUGAGGGCACCUUACCCUUGCAAAUUGGAAAUCUGUCCUUCCUAGAAAAACUUGAACUACAAAGCAACAACUUUCAUGGUGGGCUGCCAAAAGAGUUGCUUCAAUUGCGCAAAUUGGAAAUUCUAAACUUGAGUUAUAAUACUUUUAGUGGAGAAAUUCCGACUUGGAUUGGAAGCUUGUUUAUGCUUCAACACUUGAGUCUUGGCAAUAAUAGUUUUGGAGGUCUCAUUCCACCAAGUAUAUGCAAUUUGUCUAAUUUGGAGACGUUGGAUUUGAAGUCUAAUUCUAUCAAUGGAUCUAUUCCGGUGGAUAUUGGAAGACUUCAACACCUAAAAUUUUUAAGCAUUUCUAGAAACAUGCUUUCAGGAAGUAUACCUCCAACUAUCUCUAACUUAUCAUCACUUGAACACAUCUCAUUGUCUCUCAACUUCUUAGAAGGACAUAUUCCCAAAGAAAUGAAUAAGCUUACAAAUCUGAAAAAUAAGUACAUAGGUAUGAAUCAGUUGUCAGGGCAAAUACCAAGCAUUGGAAAUUUGUUCAUGCUUGAAAAUUUAUAUCUUGCAAGCAACAGCCUCCAAGGAAAUAUUCCGAAUGAAAUAAGCAAUCUUACAAAUUUGAACAGCAUAUACUUAAGUUUUAAUCAAUUGUCUGGUCACAUACCAAGAGGCAUCGGCAAGUUCACUAGGCUUGAAGAGUUAGUUCUGGACAACAAUAACUUUGAAGGAAAUAUUCCCAAUGAAAUUGUAAGUCUUGCAAAUCUGAAGAUGAUGGGCCUAAGUGUUAAUCAGCUAUCUGGCCCCAUACCAAGAGGCAUUGGAAACUUGACUGUGCUUCAACAGUUAUAUCUUGGUAGCAAUAAUUUAGAAGAUAAAGGGAAAUCUAAGACGCACACAGAGACAAUAUCUACAAUCGGUUAUAUUGCACCAGAAUAUGGAUCUGUUGGAAUGGUUUCAACAAAAGUUGAUGUGUAUAGCUAUGGAAUAUUACUAAUGGAAGUGUUCACUAGGAAAAAGCCAACAGAAGGUAUGUUUGUCGAUGGAUUAAGCUUAAAAACUUGGAUAAGUGAAUCAAUGUCACAUGCAUUGAUUCAAGUCAUGGAUUCCAAUUUAUUACAAGGAGAUGAACAAUAUGUUGGCAAUACUUUGACAACUACAUCCACUAUUUUCAAAUUGGCUUUGACUUGCUGCACUGAUUUUCCAACAGAACGUUGCAAUAUGUUAGAUGUUGUAGCGUCAUUGAACAAGAUCAAGGACCUGUUUGUGCAAAGAAGUCAAGUUAAAAAAAAUUAAUAUUAAAUCUAUUUUGCAAUUGGUGUUGUUGUCUAUCCUUCAUUCCUCCA